Molecule: messenger RNA, 542 nt
Organism: Racocetra persica
Lineage: Eukaryota; Fungi; Glomeromycota; Glomeromycetes; Diversisporales; Gigasporaceae
Source: the annotation of a GenBank genome assembly
AAGGUGGAAUAGAAGGAAAAGUUAGUAAAGCAUUAUUAGUUUCAUUAUGGGGUGCAUUAUGUGAGCAAAGAAAUGGACAAAAUUAUGGAGAUCAAGUAAAAUGUAUAUAUACAGAUAGCUUUAUUAUAGCUGGAAAAGUAGAACUUAAAAUGGGAAUAGAAAUGGGUAAGCUAAAAUUUGAGAAAAAUGGAGUUUGUGUAGUAAAAAAUUGUAUAUCAAUUACAUGGAAACUGUCAUAUCCAGAAAUUUCAAAUUUGAUCAUUUUCAAAGAAAAUGAGCUUUGCUCUACAAAUAGUUUACCAGAUUUUGAGAAAAUACAACAAGAUAAAGAGCAGAAUACAAAAUUAGAUACAGAGUAUUCUGUCUCACAGACAGUAAAAAGGAAACUAUUAAAAAGGUCUGAUAUAAAUCUUCCAAAUGAAAUUAUAAUAGAAAUAUUUCAACAUUUACAAACACAAAAUAAUAUAUUAAACACGAAGUGUCCUGCUUCGCAGUGUACUAAUAAUGAAUUAUUAUCAUCAGUUUUAUAUGUUAAUAAAUGA